Molecule: messenger RNA, 7853 nt
Organism: Archocentrus centrarchus (flier cichlid)
Lineage: Eukaryota; Metazoa; Chordata; Actinopteri; Cichliformes; Cichlidae
Gene: pmepa1
Product: prostate transmembrane protein, androgen induced 1
Exons: 5
Coding region: 212-1150 (312 amino acids)
Biological process (GO): negative regulation of transforming growth factor beta receptor signaling pathway
Cellular component (GO): Golgi membrane; early endosome membrane
Molecular function (GO): R-SMAD binding
Source: RefSeq, a predicted model, not a curated record
CGCGCGGUGAGGACACACAUGGUGCUGGAGCAUCCACAGGAUGUGUAGCUUGGUUUGUGCAGCAGAAAGUUUUGUUUUACUUUCUUUUAGUUUUGUUGCUUUGGUUUAGUGUUGGUUCUACUUUUGCCUCAGACGCAGAUCUUCAGGAUCUGCUCUCAGGAAAUCAAACCUUUUUUUUUUUUGCGUCAAAGUCUUGUCGAGCUAAGAGACUAUGCAACCUUCGUCACAGAGUCACAACCAUGACAACUGUGUUCAGACACAACUGUGCGCCCAGCUGGAGUUUGUCCAGAUCCUGGUGAUCGUAGUAGUCAUGAUGGUGAUGGUCGUGGUCAUCACCUGCCUUCUCAACCACUACCGCCUAUCAGCACGCUCCCUCCUCUCCAGGCACGCCCCUACACGCAGGAGACACCUGCCAUUGGCCAACGAGGGAAGUCUGUGGUCGUCUGAGGGAACAGGCACAAACCGUGGUCUAAUUGAGCACCAGGUGUAUAACACCAACCCCCCGGAGAGAGGGGGCAGCUCAUCCUACAUACAGCGGGAACCACAGCAUGGCCAGUCCCAGCCUCCGCUGCAGCCCCAGCGCUUCCAGCAUACAUACGCCCCGAGCCGCUUCCAGCCAACAUACCCCUACCUGCCUCAGAGUCUCAUCGACCUUCCCCCCACCAUCUCCCUCUCAGAUGGAGAGGAGCCCCCACCGUACCAGGGCCCCUGCACCCUGCAGCUCAGAGACCCCGAGCAGCAGAUGGAGCUGAACCGCGAGUCGGUCAGAGCUCCACCCAACCGAACAGUGUUCGACUCCCACCCCCUCGAUCCAUCCAACUCCUGUCUGCAGGCCAGACUGCAGGCCCCCCCUCCGAGUGUCCAUUCAGGCAUCAGCGUGUUGGAAGCCCAGGAGGCUCUGUCGAGGCAUCAGAAGCAGGGCUCUCGAGUGGAGGGAGCUCCUCCGACCUACAGCGAGGUGAUUGGGCACUACUACCACCCAACAUCUCUGACCUCCGGCCACAACAAUCGGACUGUGACAUCCUCACAAGCGCCACCUUCCUCGCUCAUACAAGGUCUGCUCCGACCUCCGCAUCAACAGCAAGGAAGCGUGGACAACAGGAACACAAGGAACACAAAGGAGAAAUCCCAGAAGCCCCAGCAGGUGUGACAGUGCCGCUUCCUGCUUCUAGUGAGAGAACCAGGAUUAUAUCUACUCGCCACUGAAGUAAUGGCCAGUGGGCAGUGAUGAAAAAUCACAGUGAUGGUAAAAUACAUACAGAAGGGUUUAAGAGCUGGUUAGUUUAGUUGUUGCAUGUCGGUUUUACCGUUUCCCCACUGGCUUCUCUGGGUAAGAUGACCUGGAACCACAUCGCUCCUGCAGAGCACAGUCACAUGAACAUCUGGCACAUCCUGUUCCACAGCUUCCUACUUCAUGUUUUCAGAUAAAGCAUUGGUGAUGUCAGAAAAGAGGGGCAUAAUUUAGAAGAAAAUGAGGAGGAAGCUCAACUCCUCACCCCUCUUCUAUCAGACUGAUGUGCAUAAUCAUCAUUACCUAUGAAUAUUUACUCGUUCUGUUUGUUUUUGUUGAACUGUUUCUUUGUCUUUUUCACACGUUGAUGAAAAUUCCUAUCCAAGCAAAUGGCGAAAUGUUACAAUCUUCUUGGUUCUUCCAGUUGUAGGAUUUCUUUUCCUUAUGCGAUAAUCCCCCCCACGCUGGUUGUGUCCAUAUUGAGUCCAUAUUCAAAAAUCCACAGUCCAACGCUGGACUUCUGCACCAGGCUUCAGCCAUAUCGCUGGGACGUUUUAGCACAGUAGAAUAUUUCCAGAAAGAAAUUUAGUUGGUGAUACUGUAGUCCAUGAGUUGUAGCACAAGGCUAAAAGUUCUGCCUUACAUUUCCCAAGCGAUGCAGGAGUUGCCACUGAAAUGCUUAAUUAGUUUGUUUUUAAUGUUUUUGUUGUUGUUGUUGUUGUUGUUUUGUUUUUUUAAAGAGGUUUGCACAUAGUUCAAGACUGUUCACAGCAGAAAAAGAAAAAUCCGCAAUAUGAUCGAAAAGAGAGAGAAAGUAGGGAAAGUAGGGAUAUUUUUCUAUACUUGUUGGAUUCCUAUGAGUAAAUUUGUUUCAUUCUGUUUUAUUUUUUAAUUUGUUGUCUAGUUUUAGCAAAAAGUUACAAACAUCAGUAAUAUGUUGGGGUGCCAACUUUCACCUUUUGCAAUGUACAUGUUGAUAUGUAUAUACGUCACACAUGGAGCAUAUAUACAAACACAUGUAUGCAAACCUAGAGUGAAAAGCACGAAUUUAGAGUUAUUUAUAUAAUUGCUGAAAAGAAUUGCACUAUUUUUUAGUAUGCGCAGAUGGAACGUUUUGGAGACUUUUAUUUUGAAGGAGCUCUGUCUAUUGAGGCAUAAAAACAAGAGAGAAGCAAGAACAUGAGGAGUGAAGGUCGGACCGUGCAGUGCACAGCAGCUGCUAUCAAGAUCAGAGUAAGGGGAGGGUCUGACUUUGGUCCAAGGGGCUCGGAUUAACCGUUACUGUACCACUGAUUUAAAAAAAAAAAUCCUUGGUUUAUGCAAAUGUCUGAGUCCUGUGAGCCAGCUGCAAGUCAGCAUCCGACCUGUGGGUCCAAUCAGAAAGUCUUAACUCUCUCUCAUCCUAUUGGCCGAAUCAUUAGCCAAUCCCAAAGCUGGCUAUUACUACCUCGACCAAACAAGCGAAGCACAUUAGAGUUUACUCAUGUUAAUCAGACUUUAUGGCAUUGAAGAAAUGUCUAGACUAAUCGAGAGUGUCUAAUGUAAUGAUAGACUUCAGUAGAGUAGGAUGUUCAUAGACUUAGUUUUUAAUCCUGUUGUAUUAUUUUUUAUUUGAUUGUCAGAUAUUUUUUAUUCAUUGGGUGAGAUGAGAGAAAACAAACCAAUGACAGCCUCCUUGUAGUGCAUUACUCAGGAAGGAAGCCAGUCACCCAACAGGCCCCGAAUAUCUGAUGCUCUGACUGUGCACUGCUUUGGUCCCACUUGCACCCAAAGGACCAACAUUUCUGGUCACACACCUCCAGUUUCUUCGAAUAUCGAAUCUCUCCUGCCUUUUCGACACAUGUACACAAUCCACUCUGCAAGUUUUUUCUCUCUUGCAGGACCUCUCUGAGCACUUUACUGCACCAGGAAAGAGACAACAAUCUGUCAGCCAGUGCCGGGCUCGGCUCACCGCCGACCAGUAAAGCUUAAACACCACAAUCGAACCUUUGAGUUUUGUAAAAUCUCCCACCUUUAGUGCUGCACUUUUAAAGGGAUGCAAAGAGUUGUGGACCAAAGCUUUAAACAAUCUUUGAUUUAUAAUUUUGAAGCCUGUUCAGUUUCCAGUGGUACCGGUAGCAACAUGUUCAUUGUCGAACUUUAAUUAGUAACUGGCUCUUAUUUUUAAUGUCUUAUUUUGUAGUUCAUCGUUGGAGCUUUGGAGCAAAACUCUUUGUGCGUUGAAUGCAGCACGAGGCUGGUUGUUGAAACUAGACACACUGAAGUGUUGAAAAGUGGCACGAGUGUUAACAGCAGCGCGUCUUGUGUCAUCUCGUUAAGAGUGCAGAAUUAAUAGUUGCGAUUUGUAGCUGACUGAGGUAUAAAGAUUAGACAUUUGUAGUUUUUGUGUUUAAAGCUGCUACUUGAUCCAGAUAAAGUCAGCGCCCUCUAGUGUCCAGCCUUUAUGCAACAGCGCCCUCUGCAGGGACUGAACCAGACUGUAGCCAAAACUCCUGAGAGAAGAGAGAGCCUAAAGGCCGAAAAAAGACAUUUUAUAAUUUCACAUGGUGAAUCUUUAAUACUUUUUGUCUCUCCUUUCCUCCUCCGAUGAGUCACGGGAUUCUACUUCCUUAAAGAGUCUUCUAUCACGAUAAAACAAAUGAAAUCUGCUGAACUGGUUCUUGCUUUUUCCUGUGUUUUGUAGUCUUUUCUCUCUGCCUGGAUUGUGUGGAACUGGUGUGUAAAUUGCCCAGUUUUGGAGCUACCAUCUGCAGAGAUGCCUGUGUUCUCUUUAAUAUAAUGAAAGUAAAUGGCACUCUCCUGUGGUGCCAAAAAAUAAAUAUGAAAAAGUCAGCAGCAGUUUCUCUUUCCUGAAAUCGUGACCUGCUUCCUCAAAAAAAACCCCAAACCUUGUAGUGAGCCAUUUCAUGCAGGACCUCUUCUGUUCCUGCCAGGCUACACCUUUGAAACAUGUCCACAUGCAAAAGAAACCGAGCAUGUACCUGUGAUGAAAGGCUCUCGCUAGUGGCGGUGUGAAUGGAUGUUAACUUCAAUGGCGUGCCCCUCAGUUGACCUGUAAUGUUCGGCAGCUGCACGGGUGCGAGGGCGUCUUUUGGUGCAAAGAAAUAAAAGUGCUCACACAAAGGUUUGUGGAUUUUUUUGAGCAACAGCUUCACAAUUUCCGAGCGAGACGUGGCUGCUGAGUAUUUCAAAGGUAGUUUCUGGUGUUUUGAGCACCCCGUAGCGAAUGCCAUUCAGGUCUGUUCUAUUAAACCGAAGGCCGACAUUUCUGCAGCCAGCAGCUUCAAAAAUGAGCAGCUCGCAUCAAAAUAUGGAAAAUUCUUGAAAUUUGAGAUUAGAGUAAAAGGUAAAGACAAAAAAGUCAGAAAAAAAGAUUCACCCUCCCGUCUUCUUUAAAGUCUAGCUCUCUUUGCUCUCUCUACUGACGCGCUCUAUUUAAUAUUAGAAUAAAAUAUCAUAAAAAUGAACAAAUCUAUUGACCCAAAGCAGCCAAAGGAAUGAUGACUGGCUCAAUCAAACAAAUGAAUCACCUUUGACCUUGUAAUGACAUUAGGACCCUACACUAUAAGCCCUUUCCCCUUUUAUACUUGUGUUUGAACAGGGUUGUGUUUUAGUUCUUAAAUGGUUUCCUUUCUUGCAUCGGAGGGUUUGCAGCGGGUAUGAGAAGGCUGGACGGGGCCUGACCACAAAUGUUAGCGAUAGCAGUUUAGACAAAGGAAGUAGAAAAUAGUGUAGAAUCAAUCUCUCAUUUCAGGGGAAAAGCCCGGGCUGGCUGACAAUACACAACAGGACAGGAGGAGGAGGAGGAGGGAGGCCGACAGGAAGAACAGGUCACACAUUUCUACACAGAUGCUAACACAGCAGCGCUGCCUGCACAGAAACACCGGUGUGUUUAUGUGAAGUUGGAGCUGUUCUCCAGUAUUUGUGGAGCUUUUCUUUAACACUCCGUUUUUUUAUUUUAAAGUUUUUGUCGAUUUGAGUCACAUAAAAUAGACAUUAAACCAAUCAGGGCUCAAAUUACAGAUUUUUCUUUGCUUUAAUCCACUGUGGAGGUAGUGUGUGUGUGUGUGUGUGUGUGUGUGUGUGUGUGUGUGUGCAGUUAAUGUACACCCACCUGCCCUGGGAAAGACCUCCAGCUGUCUAGACAAAAACUAAACACACACAAAGCACACACAGAGUAGACUAAACAAUCUAACUUAAGAACCAGACAUCACACACACACACACACACACACACACACACACACACACACACACACACAGAUUUUUCUUAUUGUGAACCACAUAAAAUAGCGAAACCACUUAUUUCACACACCAUGAUUGGCUCUUCCCUCCCUCUUCGUCUUCCUGUCUGAACAAACUGUUCCUGUUCCCUAGAGAUGGCUGUUGUCCAAUGACAGAGCUCCUUCCAGACCCGGCCCUUGCUGCCAUUGGGUCGGCCGUCUUUGAAUCUCCUUGGAAACGUUCAUUGUUUAUUAUUGUUGCUAUGUCGUACAGAUGUGCCUGCCUGCGCUGAGACGGGCAAAAUGUGAGUGGCUAGCUCGGGCUGUCAAUCAACCCAGGCCACACUGUCUCAGAUGAUGAUGAUGGUGAUGAUGGUGAUGAGAUUGUUGUUGUUGGUGAUGAUGAUGAAGAUAGAUGUUUUUGGUAGUGAUGCCGCAAAGAUCGUUGCAAUACACCUACUAUUUGCCUUUUUGAUGAUAUUAGUCAAAUUUUAACGUAGUGUGUUAAGUGUCAGUUUUUUUAUUGUUGCUGUUGUUGUUGUUGUUUAUUCACUUGAGAACAAAAAGGUUUGAACUUCAAUUCAAAAAUUCAUAUCAUUAAAGACUUUUUUUUUUCAUUUGUAAACAGUGAGAGUGUAAAACUACCUAACACACAAAAACCUGCAGCUCCCCGAGGAGGAAGUGUAAAUACAAGAAAAUGUACGUCUGCUUUUAAGUGCCCUUUUUUUUACAGUUUAAGGUUGUUAGUGUGCAGCUGUCUGAAGAGCAAACCGGUGUGAUUGGUGCGGGCAUCAACGCCACAGAUCCCCAUCAGCACCACCCGAGAUCAGCUUCUGUUAAAGCUAGCUAAAUUUCCCCUUUGUAUCAUGCACUUAUAAGUUCAAGUAUAACUCUCCAUGUGGGCACCCGGUCCUCGUGACCAAUCAUCACGUCUCCUCACUCGGCCCAGCGUCUACAUGUGUGCCUUCUGGUGUCCAGCGUGAUCGGAGACUCACACUUAAAACUCCUUUACUGUUGCCUUUUAACGCAGAACCUCGGACAGCACAAAAUAUUAAAAUGUCACAGCUGUAAUGUAUGAAAAGAAAAAAAAAGGGGGGGAAACAUUCAAUAUUUCUAAGCUGAAAUGGAAAAAAAGUCCUUAAAAAUGCUUAAAAUAAUGCAAAAGCAGACAUCUGCAGAACCUCUGUGGCUGCUUCUAUUUUUUUUCUAUUAUCAUUCCAACUUCUCACCUAUUUUCCUUUUGGUAAAGCUGGACUUCCAGGAUCAGGAUAUUUUAUGCUAAAUUAGUGAAAACAAAGAGAAUGCCAGCUCUCACGAUGCUACUGCUGCUUUACCUGUUUGGGACUAAAACUCAAAACAGCUGGAAUGAUUAUUUUUCUUCACACAUUUCAUGUGACACAACGUUUGGCUGUAAACAGUCCACUUCUCUGUCCUCAGCAUCAUUUAAGACAUUCCCAAAGACCACUUUACACAAGUUCAGUCCGGCUUGAACUUUUCCAGUUUUUUGGGAAAACAAGAAAAAUUUUUUCCAGUUUCUGUUACACUGUUUUAAACUUUUCACUUUUAAAAGAAAUGAAAGCUAAACUUUUAAUUUAGACCUUAAUGUGGAAUGAAUUAAGUGACACAGGUAGACUGGAGAAGCAUUUCCUCCUUUCAUCGAGUUUGUUCUCCGCUCCGCUCUGCUCUCUGAAUCAGCGCCGCGUGGCGCCUCUGACAAUGUUGAAGAAAAAAUAUACAAAAGCACUCUUGUUCGCAGUUAUGUUAUGUGUUUGUAUUUAAAUAAGCCUCUGUAUCUACACCGCAGUGACUAUUGUAGAAGUCUUCCACGUGUCCUUGAGUUUUAUCCUGCAAGCAUGUAAGCUGUGGGGCUUGUACAAUAGACCGGUUUGUUCUCGGUGGGAUUCCUACACGCAGCUGGUCCACACGUUUGAGAAAAGCCUGAUAAAGUGCUGCGAUUGUGUCCAGGAAAAAUAAAACUGCACACGAAUAAUCUGCAGCUUCGGAGUGAAAUCUUCACUCGGGACCAGAUAAAAGUGUGGGAACCUGAUCUGUUCUCAGCAACGCCGGGUUUCCCAUCGCUCAAACUCAGCACCAGGUUCAUUUAAAAAAAGAAAAGAAAAAGGAUGAACAUGGUGCUGAGGGUUCGACUUCAAUCUAUUAUCUGUCACAGCAUGGCUCAUGCACUUAUAUAGAGGCCUGCUUAUUCUCAGUGAUAAUAAUUGCUUAUUUGUGUAUCUUAAUUUAUAUUGGAUGCUCUAUGUGUUGCUGGGUUUGUUAUGUUAUUUUCUUCUCUGUUACAAACAAAAGACAAUGGUUUAUUGUUGUUAUCACAGAACAUAAAUCAGACACAUUUCAGUUAGCCUUCGAUUAAAAAAACGAAUAAAAAGUUUUAUAAAUUCA